AUGAAGGAUGAGCGUGGCAGAUUCAGCGGCGCCGUGGGCCAGACGCCUCCAGCCAAUGGGCUGUCACUUUGCUGUCAAGAACGUAGCUCCAUUCCGGGCAUUCCGACUAACCGAGAGCCAGGCCUCGCGACCGUGUCUGCCAGACUUGACCUCACCACCGCCCUGCGUCCGUCGCUUCUGCCGGAGGAGACACUGCUGUUCGUCCAAGACGCGGUCGGGCUCUACGAGGGCAAGCUCAAGAUCCCCCAGUACCAGAAUGGCCAGGCCUACUUGACCUCGCACCGCGCCUGCUACGUCGACCACGCCGAGCCGCGCAAGAACUCGGUCGCCAUCUUCCUGGAGCAUGUCGAGAAGCCCGAUUUCUAUGCCGGCUUCCUCAAGUCGUCGCCCAAGAUCACCCUCUACCCCAAGCCCGUGAAGCACCUGUCGCGGGGUCUCUCGUCGUCUGCAGCCGUCCGCAGCCCCUCGUCGACUCCGGAGCGACACAGCAGCCCCGCGCCAGUCCCGCCGCCCGCCAUCAGCGCGACGUGGGUGUGUCCCAUAUGCUCCUUCUCGAACCCCGUCCCCUCCAACUUCGACCCCGCACUCGCCUCGCGCACGCCCGUACCGCCAUGUCUGGCCUGUGGGAUCAAGCCGCCAACGGUGCUGGUCGUCAAGGCAGCCAUCGCCGCCAUGUCGAAUCGCCAGGCCCCUGCACCGCCGCCCAAGUCGUCACAGGGUGCACCCACGCCCUCGUCGACUGCAACCAGCUCUGUGCUGCUGUGUCCGAGGUGCACGUUCCAGAACCAUCCGUCUCUGUCAUCGUGUGAGAUGUGCGGGGCCUCGUUGACAGCUGCCGUGGACAAGCGCCUUGAUCUGGGCAGAGACAUGGGCCGCGCCGAGUCCCCGGGACCCUCACUCACCACACCACUGCAGUCAGAGACGCCCGAGUCAAUCAAAAUCUCCUUCCGCGGCGGUGGGGAGAAGAUAUUCUACGAGCGCCUGAAGAACGCACUUGUGCAGCGGAAAUGGCUCCUGCAGAGCGCACCGCCGAUCCCCAAACCGCGCCCACGCUCUGGAGCGUUCGAGGACGGCUACUCCACCAGUCCCAACGAUGCGUCCGAGGAGACUGAGCGUCCCAGGGUCGUUGGCAUAGCAGGCCUGGAGCGGCGCGGGUUGGAGCAGAGACAGAACAACGAAGCCAUGAUCGGCAGCGCGUUUGAGGACCUCGAAGCGCUCAUGACCUCAGCGAAGGAGAUCAUCGCCCUGGCAGAGCAGUUCGCAUCACAAGCAAAUCUAGGCACCAAUGGUAGUUCAGAAGCCAGCGCACUCGCAUCUCAAUCUGCGUCCGCACUCAGCCUCGUAACCACAAAAGACAUGCUGGGCUCAGGCUCAGGGUCAGAGUCUCUCUACGUCUCCGAGCUCUCACGAAAUCUUGCCGAGUGGCUCACCGAUGAUACCCGAGGCGUUUUGCGCCAGGAAGGAGGAAUCAUGACACUUGUGGAUCUCUGGGCAGUCUUCAACCGCGCAAGAGGCGGCGUCGAACUCGUCAGUCCCGCCGACUUUGAGAAGGCAGCACGGAUGUGGGACACGCUCAAAUUACCUGUUCGUCUUCGCCAGUUCAAGAGCGGACUGCUUGUCGUGCAGGGUCGCGAUCGCACUGACGACAAGACCAUCGCCAGUCUUUUGGCUUGGCUGAAGGGCUUGCAUCUCGAACCUCCAGCCACAGAAGUGUUGUGGGAUUGGCACAUAUAUGGCAGGGGUGUCACGGCACAGGAAACUGCGGAGAGAUUUGGAUGGAGUGUUGGUGUUGCGACGGAGGAGUUGGAAAUGGCCGAGGAGGCUGGCGCGCUGUGUCGCGAGCAAGGGCUUGACGGGUUCAGAUUCUGGGAGAAUUGGCUUGUCAACUUGCCUCCGGUUGUUGCUGCCGCUUAA
Molecule: messenger RNA, 1914 nt
Organism: Dothidotthia symphoricarpi CBS 119687
Lineage: Eukaryota; Fungi; Ascomycota; Dothideomycetes; Pleosporales; Dothidotthiaceae
Product: Vps36-domain-containing protein
Exons: 5
Coding region: 1-1914 (637 amino acids)
Biological process (GO): protein transport to vacuole involved in ubiquitin-dependent protein catabolic process via the multivesicular body sorting pathway
Cellular component (GO): late endosome membrane; ESCRT II complex
Molecular function (GO): phosphatidylinositol-3-phosphate binding; ubiquitin binding
Source: RefSeq, a predicted model, not a curated record